AUGAGUUAUGAUCAUCAGAUGAUUGAAGAUCACAUUGUGGAUUUCUUCUCUAAUCUCUUUAAUGCGCCUGAUUCUGAUGUGGGAGAUAUCACGGCGAUAGAGGCGGUUAUAGAUCAUAUGGUCUCUGAUGAUCAAAAUUUGAUGCUUGUUAGAAUUCCUGACGAGGAGGAAAUUACUGCGGCUGUUUUUGACGUUGAUACAAAUAGCGCUGCAGGGCCUGACGGCUUUACUGGCAAAUUUUUUCACGUUUGCUGGCAAACUAUUAAGGUCGACAUCUGGAAAGCUGCUCGCACUUUCUUCACGCGUUCUUACCUGCCGAAUGGUUGUAAUUCUAACACUCUCAUCAUGAUUCCAAAGAAAGAGGACGUGACCUCGGUAACUGAUCUCCGUCCAAUUAUAUUGUCGAAUUUUUUCUUCAAGAUCAUUUCCAAAAUUCUUGCCAGGAGACUCAAUAUCGUUGCUGAAAAUUGCUCGAGAGGAGUCAGACAGGGUGAUCUCCUCUCCCCCAUAUUAUUUGGGAUUGCAGAGGAUGUUCUCAGCGCUUUAUUCCACAACUGUGUUUCUUCUGAUCAUUUGCAUCCCAUGAGAUACAAUCGACGGCAGAGCUUCCCCACUCAUCUGCUCUAUGUUGAUGACAUUUUAGUUUUCUGCAAGGCUUCUGUGCAGAACGCUAAGACACUGAAGAAAAUCCUGGAUUUCUAUAGUUCCAUAUCUGGGCAACAAGUUUCGUUGGCCAAAUCUCAUGUUUUCUAUGCGAAUAAAGUGGAUAUAAGGCUUCAGAGGAAAAUUAAUCGUCAACUUGGUUUUGCUGUUGGCACGAUGCCUUUCACCUAUCUUGGGGUUCCUAUCUUUGUUGGUAGAACCAAAGCUUCGUACUUAAGAGCGAUUCAUGAUCGCAUUGCGGCCAAAUUUUCAAGAUGGAAAGGUUUGCAACUUUCUAUGGCUGGAAGGUUGUGCCUCAUCAAAUCUGUUAUUCAGAGCUCGGCAACUCAUUAUAUGCUUGUUUACAGAUGGCCAAGAUCGCUUAUUCACAAUCUUGAUAAGCUUUGCAGGAACUUCCUUUGGUCAGGUGAUGUUAAUAAACGGGGCAGCUGUCCUGUUAACUGGGAAAGAGUUUGUUCCAUCAAAGAGGAAGGCGGGCUUGGUUUAAAGUCUUUUGCUUUGAUGAAUAAGUGCUAUCUUAUGAAAAUGGCGUGGAACAUCAUACGGGGCAAGGAUUUUGGUUACUCGUUACUCAAGGCGCGUUACCUGGAUAAUUUCUCUCACGCUCGACCAAAUGUCAGCUCCUCUAUUUGGCUUGGAAUUCACGAUGAGAUUUUAUCCCUUGUGGAGGACUCGUACAGCUUUAUUGGAAAUGGGGAAAGCACCAAUUUUUGGAAAGAUGAUUGGAUUGGCUAUAAACUUGCUAACAGGUGCGCCGUUCCUUUUCUCCUCCUGGAAUCGCUCAAUUUCACUGUGGCUGAUUAUUUUUAUGACGGUGUCUGGCACUUCACCCAGAAUUUCGUCAACAAAUUUCCUGAAGUCGUCUGCGAUAUUCUUCUUCUGCCAAUUGGGACGGAUUCGGACACUAGGUUUUGGAAGAAUUCGGUUCAUGGUCAAGUUACCUCUGCUCUUGCCUUUGCGAAUAACUGUCACCGAUUUCCAUAA
This is a messenger RNA of Salvia miltiorrhiza (redroot sage), 1647 nucleotides long. RefSeq lists its product as uncharacterized. Bases 1 to 1647 code for a protein of 548 amino acids. The record is from RefSeq and is a predicted model, not a curated record. Lineage: Eukaryota; Viridiplantae; Streptophyta; Magnoliopsida; Lamiales; Lamiaceae. The transcript is spliced from 2 exons.